Entrophospora candida is the source of this 138-nucleotide messenger RNA. The record is from the annotation of a GenBank genome assembly. Lineage: Eukaryota; Fungi; Glomeromycota; Glomeromycetes; Entrophosporales; Entrophosporaceae.
AUGCCGAAAGAAGUCCGUGAUAUUGCUGAAAAAAUAAGAGGGAUUGGGGUAACUCUUACCCUUGCAAGUACUGAAUUGGAUGCGUUUAUUGGAUUCACCCUAGUAAACAUCAUGGGAUCUAUCAAUAUAAGUUUUUGA